Messenger RNA from Phytophthora sojae, 1806 nucleotides. RefSeq lists its product as hypothetical. The transcript has a single exon. The coding region runs from base 1 to 1806 and encodes 601 amino acids. The record is from RefSeq and is a predicted model, not a curated record. NCBI's taxonomy places the organism in Eukaryota, Oomycota, Peronosporomycetes, Peronosporales, Peronosporaceae.
AUGCCGAUGCCCGACUUCCGAGUGCGCUCGACGAGUCGGUUCGGAACGAUCGACCUCGGUGGCGCGAGCAGCAUGAACAGCGCGAUCCGAAGCGUUGCAGCGGGCUCAAGGCCCAGCAGCAGGUACUUGAGUCGCCAAGCGAGCAAGGCCUCGUCCAGUAGCCAAGACAACAGCAGACGCGUGGUGCGGCAGGCCAUGGUCUGUGCUGGGAGUCUGCACGUCCGCACGUUCAAGUUGCUCUGGAAACCUGCCGUUCUGCAGCUCAUGGUCACCACCACCACGAGCUUGAGCGAGGACGAAUCGCACUUCGACGACUGUGACGAUGACUCGGACGAUUCGGACGACAGCGACGUUGAGAAGCUGACGACCAUGGCUCGACCCAACAAGACGCACCACUACUCGCUGGUUUUCUGCUACCGGUCGCUCAUGGGCCACGCACGUCGAGAGCGGAUCGAGCUGGACGACCCCCGAGACCCCGUUGAGUUCGUUUGGGGCGAGGACGGACUGCUGAGCACCCGAUUCGAGUUCAGCAUCGUGUACGGCGGUGUUGGGCCGUCUGGACGGCGCCGGAAUCUCACGUGCCGCGCGAGGGAUGCCAAGGACUAUUUGCAAUGGACGGAGGCUCUGCGCACAGCGCUGGAGUGUCAAGGGAAGAACAAGGACAUCAAGAUGAACCGCUCCACCCACGCUCACACGGUAUCGUCGUCCAAGGCUCCAUCGAAUUCUCGCGGCUCGAUGGGGUCGUUCUUGGACUUGGACGUCGUGGAGGAGCAACAGCAACUCCUGGAGAGAGAAGCAGCGGCUGCACGUAACACCCCAACAUCGCCUACUGCCGCUACCGCCGCCGAAGCAAUUGCCCCUCCAGCUGCGGAAAUUGCCCAAGAGUCUGCACUCAAACCCGUUCCAGUCGAUAUCGCUGCGGAGUAUGAAGGUGCUCGAAGGCGGCCAGUGAGCAUCGUGGUGCCAGCCCCGCGACCUGUGGGCACGCGCCUCCAGCGACGCAAGCCAUCAGUGCCUCCUAUGGGCACAGGGAAACCGCUGAGCAUCGCCCCGUUGCGUCGAGGCAGCGUCACCUCCAAGGCAGCGAAACCUACUGCAUCGCUGCCACCUUUCGGCAGACCGCACGGCAGUGGCCACGCCAAGACUGAGAUGUCGAUGUCUAUGCCUCCUCCAGGAGGACAGCGACGUCGCAGAACCAGCAGUGCAGCAAGACGACUCAGCUCUUCGUCAUUGAAGUCACGCGCCCGGAAGACCACCAUUUCGGACAAAGCGCACGGAGCGUGGAGACCCCACACUCCCGACACCACAAGCGGAUCCAAGAGGAGUCGACUUCGAGUAUCCCCCACGUCGCAGCCAGAGGAGAAACGUCCACGCGUGCCCAGCUCCCCAUUGGCAUCAGCUCCGAUGCUGGGGGCGCUGCCGAUGCUGCAGUCUCCCUCGUCACUCACCGACUCGCCGCUGGACUUCAUCGACGAGCGCCCGUCCAUCGACAACCCGCGCACGACCGAGUUCGUGAACUCGCUGGUCAAGAUCGCGGGCGUCGCCUCCGCCAAGCAGCGACAGCAGCUGCUGCAGCGUCAAGAAUCGUGCCCUGUAUCAACCAGCUACGGCCUGCCACUGAUCCCUCGCCAGUCCGAAGAGAAGGAAGACCCGUGGUUCAUGUCGCGCCGAAGCUCCCGCCUCAACCUGGACGUGUGCGACGUUGAGGUCGAAAAGUCCGCGCGCUCCAACAGGCAACGGCAACGGCAACGAGAGCGUGGAGACACGUGGGCGGCCUACCUCAAAGCCAUGGAGUGCGAGCUGUAG